Messenger RNA from Ilex paraguariensis (yerba mate), 1710 nucleotides. NCBI's taxonomy places the organism in Eukaryota, Viridiplantae, Streptophyta, Magnoliopsida, Aquifoliales, Aquifoliaceae. The record is from the annotation of a GenBank genome assembly.
AUGGCGACCCCGGACGGCUUCCUAACAACACCCACCAAAACCCCAACAGCGGAAAAAACCACCUCUUCCAUUUCCAAAAGGAACCCCCACCAAUCAUCAGGAGACCCUUCGAACCGAUCAUCUACUUUGGCUUCCGAAUUCAAGAACCGAUUCGAAGCCUACAAUCGGCUCCAGGCGGCCGCGGUGGCCUUCGGAGAGAAGCUCCCAAUCCCCGAGAUCGUCGCUCUCGGUGGCCAAUCCGAUGGCAAAAGCUCUCUGCUCGAAGCCCUUCUCGGGUUCCGUUUCAAUGUUCGUGAGGUCGAGAUGGGCACCAGAAGGCCUCUCAUUCUCCAGAUGGUCCACGAUCCUACAGCAUUGGAGCCACGUUGCCGGUUUCAGGAGGAGGAUUCAGAAGACUAUGGAAGUCCUAUUGUUUCAGCAACAUCAAUUGCGGAUACCAUAAAAUCACGAACAGAAGCACUUUUGAAGAAGUCUAAAAGCGCAGUUUCUUCUAAGCCAAUUGUGAUGAGAGCUGAAUAUUCCCAUUGUCCUAAUCUCACCAUCAUUGACACUCCUGGAUUUGUUCUCAAGGCAAAGAAGGGUGAAUCAGAGAACACACCUGAUGACAUACUCUCAAUGGUGAAGUCAUUGGCUAGUCCGCCCCAUCGUAUACUUUUAUUUCUUCAACAGAGUAGUGUGGAAUGGUGCUCUUCUUUGUGGUUGGAUACCAUUCGCGAAAUCGAUCCAACCUUCAGAAGGACAAUAGUUGUGGUCUCCAAAUUUGAUAAUCGGCUCAAGGAGUUUAAUGACCGGUGGGAAGUGGAUCGGUAUCUUAGUACAAGUGGGUACCUUGGAGAGAACACUCGACCAUAUUUUGUGGCCCUGCCAAAAGAGAGAAGCACAGUUUCAAAUGAUGUAUUCCGUAGGCAGAUAUCUCAGGUGGACGCAGAAGUAUUACACCAUCUGCGUGAUAGCGUUAAAGGAGGGUUUGAUGAAGAAAAGUACAGGUCCCAUAUUGGGUUUGGCUGUCUCAGGGAUUAUUUGGAAUCUGAGCUUCAAAGGCGAUACAAAGAUGCUGCACCAGCAACACUGGCUUUGCUUGAACAGCGGUGCCGUGAAGUCACAGCUGAGCUAGCCAGAAUGGACUCCAAAAUACAGGCCACGUCUGACGUUGCACACCUUCGGAGAUCUGCUAUGUUGCAUUCUGCUUCUAUCUGCAGUCAUGUGGGGGCACUAAUUGAUGGGGCUGCUGAUCCUGAUCCAGUGCAAUGGGGAAAAACAACAAAGGAGGAGCAGUCAGAGAGUGGCAUUGGAAGCUGGCCUGGCAUUACAGCAGAUAUAAGAACUCCCAAUGCCACACUUCGUCUCUAUGGGGGAGCUGCUUUUGAAAGAGUGAUUCAUGAAUUUCGCUGUGCUGCAUAUUCCAUUGAAUGCCCCCACGUAUCAAGGGAGAAGGUUGCAAAUAUAUUACUGGCCCAUGCUGGCCGGGGUGGAGGUAGAGGAUUUACAGAGGCUGCUGCUGAGGUUGCACGUGCUGCUGCCCGGUCAUGGCUUGCUCCUCUUCUUGAUACAGCAUGUGAUCGGCUUGCUUUUGUUUUGGGGAACCUCUUUGAUCUUGCUGUUGAGAGAAAUCGCCACCAUGACUUUGCCUGUAUGGAGUUAUCUACUUUCCCCCCUUUUCAGAUCUUCCCUUUGUCGAUUGUCUUCUUCUGUUUAGUUAGAGGAUUUUGA